AAUUAUGCGUUUGCAUGUUAGUCUGCAAAUUUAAUCUUUAAUAUAUUAAAAGAGAUUUUUAGGAAUCUUGUUUUAAUUAAUCGAAAUAAAUCUUACAUUUUUCCUCCUUUUUAUACAUCUCUUCCAUUUUUUCCUCACCUUCACAACUCUCUCUAAUCUCAUAAUCUCUCUCUCUCUCUCUCUCUCACUCUAACACCAAAAGAAGAAGAAGAAGAAGAAUUUCCAAGAGAAAGAGAGACAAAUGGGUUCCAAGAUUGUCCAAGUUUUCUUCAUCUUGGCUCUAUUCGCCACAUCAGCACUAGCUCAAGCCCCUGCUCCUACUCCCACCGCCACUCCUCCUCCGGUCGCAACUCCUCCUCCAGUGGCUACCCCACCACCAGCCGCAACCCCAGCCCCAGCCACGCCACCACCUGCCGCAACCCCAGCUCCUGCCACUACUCCACCAUCGGCUGCUCCUUCUCCGGCUGAUGUUCCCGCCGCCUCUCCACCAGCACCAGAAGGUCCCACCGCUAGCCCAAGCGGUGCUCCAGGACCUUCAGAUGCCGCCGCUGCCCCAAGCGCCGCUUUCUCCAACAAGGCUUUCUUCGCCGGAACCGCAUUCGCCGCUAUUAUGUACGCCGCCGUUUUGGCUUGAGAACUUUGUUAUAUAAUUUUUUUUAUUUCCCUCAAUUAUUUCAAAUCUUUGGUGUUAUGUGAGAAUUUGAUUUAUUUUCGUAUUUCGCUAUUUGAUCGUUAAUUUUAUUUUUAUUAUGCUUUCGUGUGUCGGAAUGGGGAAAGUAAUUAUUAUCUUGGUGGGAACUAAUGGAAUGUUGACACGUGUAAUUUACCAUUGGAAUGGCUUCAUAUGAGCUGUGUAGAGGUGGAAUCAAUCUGUUUAUGUAAAUCCAAUGCUAGAUUAAUAAACCAAUUUCAUUA
Arabidopsis lyrata subsp. lyrata is the source of this 915-nucleotide messenger RNA. RefSeq names its product classical arabinogalactan protein 4. The transcript has a single exon. The coding region runs from base 242 to 634 and encodes 130 amino acids. Lineage: Eukaryota; Viridiplantae; Streptophyta; Magnoliopsida; Brassicales; Brassicaceae. The record is from RefSeq and is a predicted model, not a curated record.